AUGGCCAAGCGCACUUCCAAACCUAAUGCUUCCCUGUCUCCAAAGCAGGCGUCAUUCCCAACAGUGGGGCAGAAUGUUUCGUUAGCGAGCGAUUGUGUGACAGAUCGCUACGGUUUUUUAAUUGAUCUAGCGAAAAAGGUAGAGGAGGAUAAUUACAUUCGGCGACACCCAGAGAUGCCGGCAAUGCAGUCGAUGUGGGCGAGAGAGUUGGAGCGGUGGGGUUCCGUCUCACACCAGCGAAAGAAAAAGCUCUGUCGAGAAGGCAUCCCACAGUCCAUGCGACGAAUAGUGUGGCCGGUGCUUCUGGAUGGCGGCGAUCGCCAGGGUUUUAGCCGUGACUAUUACCAGACGUUAAAAUUACGUCUGCCAUCAAAUCCAGAGCUAUUCGCUGUUAUUGAACGCGACCUGGGCCGCACCUUCCCAACGCAUAGGUGGUUUGUGAAAAAGGAUGGUGUGGGACAGAGCAAACUGCGGGGUAUUCUUCGUGCCUAUGCCAACGUUGAUCCGGAAAUAGGUUAUGUGCAGGGAAUGGCUUUUUUAGCCUCCACCCUACUGCUGUAUAUUGAGGAUGAGGAGAACACUUUUUGGGCUUUUUUUUCACUUAUGCGCCACCCAAAGUAUUCCAUGUCGGCGAUGUUCAGCGUCGGGUUCCCUGCUCUUUACAUGCGUUUUUACCAAUUAAGUAAACUGAUGCAGAAAAAGUGCAAGUCUUCAUUUCGUCUAAUAGAGAAGUUCCAUGUAACUCCAGAAGUCUACGCGACACAAUGGUUUUUAACCCUCUUCUCGUACCAAUUGGACUUUGGCCUACUCUCGCGCAUUUGGGACAUGUUUCUCUGCGAAGGAUGGAAAAUUAUUUACCGUGUAGCGAUCGCACUAUUUUUGCUUCACAAGAAAACCUUGUGCCAAGCGAAGGAUGAAUGCGAGCUUCUUUUGGCUUUGCGACGCAUGCAUGAGGUGAAGGACACUGAUCUGAUUCUUCGUCGUGCGCUUCAUGUGAAAUUUAAGACGGUGGAGUUGGUCCGUUGGGAGGCGAAGUAUUGGGCUUGCAGAUGA
Molecule: messenger RNA, 1053 nt
Organism: Trypanosoma rangeli
Lineage: Eukaryota; Euglenozoa; Kinetoplastea; Trypanosomatida; Trypanosomatidae
Product: rab-like GTPase activating protein
Exons: 1
Coding region: 1-1053 (350 amino acids)
Source: RefSeq, a predicted model, not a curated record